Molecule: messenger RNA, 2196 nt
Organism: Heterotrigona itama
Lineage: Eukaryota; Metazoa; Arthropoda; Insecta; Hymenoptera; Apidae
Source: the annotation of a GenBank genome assembly
AUGGAAGCUUUAAAUGUACUAAUUGCAAUAGGUCUCAUUCACUGUUCGCUAUUUUUUUUUGACACAAUUUUUAAGGUACAAUUUAUUAAGACAAAUAUUUUAAAUAUUUUUUAAAACAUAAUUUUAAAAUUAUAAUUAAAAAAGAAAGAAUAUUCUAACUAUUUUAAUAUUUCAUGAAAUUUACAAAUAAUUAUGAAUACUAUUUAUUUUACAGACAUGUUCACAUUAUCCAUACUUUUAUUUUUUGAAAAACACUGGUUUAGAAGUUCAAAUAUUGAGAAUAAAAUGGUUUACUACAGCAUUUAAUCGUAAAAUAAUUAAAUGGGGCAUGGAUCGUUCUAAAUUUUGGACUGCUUGGUUCAAUGCAGGAGUAAUUAUUAGUGUCAUUAUUUUGCCCAUUGCUAUAAUUGUAAUAUUAAGAAUGACAUUCAAUAUUUGGUCUAAUGGGCCAUCUCUUGAUAAUUCUAAUUCUGAACCUUUAUUAGAACCUAUGUUACCUGGUAUAGAUGUGCCCUUUAAUGAAAUUGGAUAUUAUAUUAUUACAUUAGCAGUCUGCAGUAUUAUGCAUGAGUUAGGACAUGCAUUGGCUGCAGCAAGAGAGGAUGUUCAGUUAUUUGGUCUGGGAAUAUUAAUUGCUUUCACAAUACCCAUAGCUUAUGUACAUAUAAGCAGUGAACAACUUAGUUUAUUACCAUUAAAAAAUCAAUUAAGAGUUACUUGCGCAGGAAUUUGGCAUAACAUAGUACUUGCUACAAUAGCUGCAACUAUUCUCAUGCUUUCCACAUGGUUUUGGGCACCAUUUUAUACAGUUGGAAAUGGAAUUUAUGUAAAAACUAUUUUACCUAAUUCACCUGUACUAGGUCCAACAGGACUCCUUGAACAGGAUCUAAUAUAUGAAAUAAAUGAUUGUUCUAUAAAACGUACUGAAGAUUGGUAUGAUUGUAUAUUAAAUACAGUUAAUCAACCAGCUCUUGGAUACUGUGUUAAACAAUCAUUUAUUCAGGAAUAUGAUGAAUCAGUUCCAUCGAAACAGACUAAUGGUGUUAUAAACUGUUGUACAUCAGAUAGUGAAACCACUGGAAGUUUAUGUUUUGAAUAUAUAGAAGGACCGCAAGCAGCUCCUUUACAUUUACCUCCUCAUUCUUGCCUUCCAGCCAGAACUAUGAUUAAUCAAUCACAAAAUUUUUGUCAUGCUAGUCAUGAAUGUGUAUUUCAUGAUACUCAUUGUUUAAGACCUUCCCUUGAUAAUAUUACCAAGAUUGUUCAAAUAAAGAGAAGAGAGGGAAAGGAUGUAUUAUUUUUUGGACAUCCGGCAGAUAUUUAUCGAACUGUUGAUGUAUCUGAUUGGGUACCUAAAUACUCACUUUUAAAUCCCAAAUUACCAGAAUCUUUAACACUUCUUUGCAAAUAUAUUACAAUAUUUUCUGCGGGAUUAGCAAUUAUUAAUAUUGUGCCUUGUUUCUUUUUGGAUGGACAAUAUAUUAUAAAUAUACUUAUACUUUAUUUAUUAAGUUCUACGCCCCACAAUAAAAAUAUUAGACAAACCGUUAUAUUAACAAUAACAAGUAUAGGUACAUUAUUUCUUACUAUAAAUUUAUUGUAUUUACUUAUGAAUAAAUUAUUAUAAAUAAUAAAAGGAUAUUGUUAAUAUUUGAAAUUUCUAUUUAUAAUACAAAGUACACUGUAAUGAAUUACAUUUCUAUAUAACCUUAAUGCCACUUUGUAUCACUUUUUUAAAUAUUUUAAUAAAUCUUACUCUAUUUAAAUAUUUUAAUAGUCUCAUUUGAAAAAUUAUUUACAUCUUUGGAACAGAUUGGACCACAUAGGAAGAUUAUAUUAUAUAUUUUUAUAUUUUUUAAAGAUAAGUUAUAUUAAAUAUAAUAUGUAAAAUCUAUCCAUUUUCAAGCACAAUAUAAAAAUAAAGCUAAUGCUAAAUUCUGAUAUGACAAAAAAGCAGUUAUUAUUUAUUAUUCCUACUUUCAACGCAUUGUUAUGAUUAUAGUUAUUAUGUAACAAAAUUUAACUAUUGUUGAAAAAUAAAUGAAAAUUAUAUACUUUUAUUUUAUAUAUAUAUAUAUAUUUUUUUUUAUACUUAUAUAUUUUGUAUAUAUAUAUAUAUUUUUUUUGUUGUUGUUUUGAUUAUUAUCUAUUAUGAAAUUUUUUUAUAUUUAGUACUUUUUAGUUGUAGUCAUAUAA